This is a messenger RNA of Chaetura pelagica (chimney swift), 273 nucleotides long. RefSeq names its product chromosome unknown open reading frame, human C12orf75. NCBI's taxonomy places the organism in Eukaryota, Metazoa, Chordata, Aves, Apodiformes, Apodidae. The record is from RefSeq and is a predicted model, not a curated record. The transcript is spliced from 6 exons. Bases 1 to 273 code for a protein of 90 amino acids.
AUGGAAGAGUUAGAGAGACAUGUCAGUGAAGUAACAGACGUGAGGGUUCAUAGCUAUAUAGCUGUACAGGAAGCCCAUGUUGAUGGCUUUGGGCAGCAGCACUUGGCCCCAGCAUGCAAAUGUGCUACAGGAACUACUAAAGAUGUAGCAGAAGAAUCCAUAUCAGAUGAUGACAAAAGGAGGAACUAUGGUGGUGUGUAUGUUGGGCUGCCCUCGGACGCGGCUGCCAUGGUUUCCAGCCAGACGAAAACUGCACCAAAAGUCUUCUACUGA